Soboliphyme baturini is the source of this 825-nucleotide messenger RNA. The record is from the annotation of a GenBank genome assembly. NCBI's taxonomy places the organism in Eukaryota, Metazoa, Nematoda, Enoplea, Dioctophymatida, Soboliphymatidae.
UGUCGUUCUCCCGCCGCUCAAGAUAUAAUUCCAGUUGCUACCAACGGAAUAUAUGGUCGAUGUGAAGCGUCCGACUAUCAGAAGCAGCAGAGCGAAGACAGUGACGUCAGUGAAAACGAGAAACUGGCAGACAUAGGCAAUUCGCGGCGCCGAAGCUUCAUCGAUUUGUCCAACAAAAACUUAACACGGUGUCGCAAAUAUAUCUUGGACAGUUCAAGCGAUGAUGACUUUUCUGUUGGAUGUUCUCAUGGUUCUAUUACCAUUAAGUCCGUUGAUCGUCGCAAAAUAAAUUCCUCUACCCUAAAGCAUACCGGAACGAAGAAGGUUCAGCCCGUCGCAAACCAUGAUUUGAGUAUUGUACUUUCUUGCAUGUCUUUCAGACAAAAGAUGUUUGCGAGUGAGGUGGUAAAAACUUUGGGUGGUUUCUACUUCGAGAAGAGCGUUUCGACGAACACGACUCAUGUGAUCUGCGGUGACAGGAAUCGGACGUUGAAGGUUUUGUACGGAAUUGCAAGAGGGUGUCACAUCCUCUCAUUUAAAUGGGGUCAGGAAGUGAUUCUUAAAAGAAGUGCCAUCGAAAAGCUGAAAAACGAUCCUCCUCUGCGCUGCCUUGGCCCGCUGUUUGUCAACCAAGACGUAAGUCCUCCAGCAGAAGAUAUUAGAGAAUUAAUCAAGCUGUGCGGCGGCCAGAUUGCUGUUGACGAGGAGUCAGCCGAGCUUUCAAUUGGUCCUAACAAGUUUCUCGAAAGACACAUCUCGCCAUUGUGGCUGAUAGAUUUCAUCGGUCGCACUUCGUACGGUCAGGGUCGAGUGUCAGCCGGCUAG